Messenger RNA from Colius striatus (speckled mousebird), 3457 nucleotides. RefSeq names its product FA core complex associated protein 100 (gene FAAP100). The transcript has 10 exons. Gene Ontology annotation, cellular component: nucleoplasm; Fanconi anaemia nuclear complex. The record is from RefSeq and is a predicted model, not a curated record. NCBI's taxonomy places the organism in Eukaryota, Metazoa, Chordata, Aves, Coliiformes, Coliidae. Bases 159 to 2807 code for a protein of 882 amino acids. Gene Ontology annotation, biological process: interstrand cross-link repair.
CCGCCCGCGGGGGGCUCAGCUCGCCGGCCCGCGGCUCACGGCGGCUCCGGGGGGGCGCGACACGCCGCAACCCGCCGUUAAUAAAGCCGCUGCCGCCAGCACCGCCUCGCUGCUCUGUGACACGCCCCCGGCCCCCCGGCCCGGCUGGCACCGCAGCCAUGGCACACGUGGGCCAUAGGGUGGAUUACCUGGCCGGCUUCUGCUGCCCGCUGGGGGGGCUGGUGGCGGGCAAGCCCCGCGUGCUGUGCCACGAGAACGAGAUCUACCUCUCCAACGGCAGCGAGUUCGUCUAUGUGUACGACCAGGAGGGGAAGGUGCUGAAGGCCGUGUACCGCUGCCCUGACCAGGUGUGGCACAUGGAGCUGCUGCCCCAGCCCCGCCAGCUCUACAUUCUGUGUGCCCACAGCGGCAUUUACUGCAUCUCCCUGGAGCAGCAGAGCAGGUUAACGGAGCAGACGGACGGCGACGACCAAGAGACCAACUGUCCCUCCAGCGUCUUCCCCGUGGACUCGGACUCCUGCGUCUUCCCCGACUCCAGCCUCUGCAUGUUCACUCUGCUCAACAGCUUCGUGGUCACCUUGUCCCAGGCUGACGGCAAGUGGUGGAUGAAGCUGCACGAGCUGCCGCGGCCCGAGCAGGAGAGCGCCCCGUACCGGCAGGUCAGCGAGGUGGGCUUCUGCCCCGGCCCCCCGCCCGCCGAUGCUGCCGACGGGCCUCCCUCCCGCUUCCUGCCCGUGCUCUGCUGCGCCUCCUCCCCCGGCGGCUCCGGGGACGGGCUGUGGUGCUCGGGGGGCUUCGUGCUGGAAGAGCCCCUCUUCAGCCUGCUCUUUGGCAUCGACGCCGCCGUGCUGGAGUCUCCCAUGAUCCUCUGCGGCUUCCCGGACGGGCAGCUCUGCUCCGUGCCGCUCAAAGCCCUCAGCUCUUCGCCCCCCGUCGACGGCUGCCACGACGUUUCCAGCCAAGACCCCCCCGUGAAGAUCCUCCACCAUUUGGAAGAGCCCAUCGUCUUCAUCGGCGCCCUGAGAACCGAGCGGAGGGCGGCGGAGGACGACGAGGAGGAGGAGGAAGACGAGCAGCUCUCGGGGGGCGCCGGCUGCGACUGCGUGGUGGCCGUGGGCCACUACGGGAAGAUGGUGGCUGUGAAGGCCGACCAGCGGGAGGAGGCGUCGGUGCCCGAGCUCAGGGAGUAUUACCUGCGGGGGCCCAUCCUGUGCGCCGCCUGCGGCAGCGGCAGCCGCAUGUACUACAGCACCCACUCGGACAUCUCCGCCGUCGACCUGGACUGGGGGGGAGACUCCUCCGACCCCGAGGACGCCGAGAGCGGCGCCGGCGUCCUGCCCCCGGUCCUGGCACCCGCCAGUUUAAGUAUCUGUAGCGUUGUGGCCCUUUCCUUGUCGUCCCGGGCGUCAGAAGGUGAGCCGGAGCUGCUGGCCUUGUCUGCCAAGGGCCGCCUCAUGACCUGUGACCUGUGCAGCCCCGAGGACAGCGGCGAGGAGCUGACACCCGCCGAGGCCGGGCGCAGGAUCAAGGAGCUGCUCUCUGGGAUUGGCAACACCUCGGAGAGAGUCUCCUUCCUGAAGAAAGCAGUGGACCAGAGGAACCGAGCCCUGGCCAGCCUGAACCAGGUGAUGAACGUGAGUGCAGCUUUGCUGUCCAGCCAGGAAGGCCAGAAGCCCAUCGCCUGCACCGUCACUGCCAACUGGAGCUGCCUCCUGCUCCAAGAGACCGUCACCAUCUCCUGUCUGCUGGAGAACUGCAGCGAGUACAGCCUGGAGGAGGGCUGGACCCUCUGUGUCCAGCUCCUGGCCAGCCCCUGUGCCUUAGAGGAGGAGUCUGUGGAUUCAGCCACCACCUUCACCUUCCCCAUCGACCAGCUGCUCCCCGGGACCAAGCGGGAGCUGGCGCUGCCCCUCGGCUCUGCCGCUGACACCAAGCUGGACCUGCCUCUGACCAUCUCCUGUGCCCUGUACUACAGUUUACGGGAUAUUUUGGGCAGUGGCUCCGACUCCUCUGAGGCUCUGGACGACCUGCUGCCGGACGACUCGCCCAUCCUCUCCCCGGACAGAGAGGGGAUCUGCCUGCCCCUCAGCGAAUGCACCAUUGACAUGCUGCAGUGCCUGCGUUUGGAGAGCAGCCCCCCCGGGCCUGAUGCCCCCCCUGCACCCCCAGACCCUGUGGAGACCUUCCUCAAAGUGUCCCGGGAGCAGACUGAGCCUCAGGCAGGGAACACUGCCGAGCUGCCGCCCGCCCCGGCCCAGGGGAAGCUGCCCCCGUCAGCAGCAUCCAUCAGGGUGUCCUCAGAGCUGCUGAAAAACACCCUCAAAGCCUCUGCCUCAGAUGUGCCGCUGAGCUGUGCCACGCUGCGCUGGCUGCUGGCCGGCAACGCCGGGGCCGAGGCGCUGAGCCGUGGGGACGUGGCCGCGGUGCGCGGCGCGGCGCCGGACGGGGCCGAGGUGCAGCUGCUUGUCCGAGAGGUGGCCAUGAGCGACCUGAGCCCAGCGGGACCCAUCCAGGCCGUGGAGAUCCUGAUGCAGAGCCCGUCCCUGGCCAACACGGGCAGGAUGCACCACGCGGUCAUCCGGCGCAUCCAGGCGCUGGUGCUGGAGCAGGCGGCGCAGGGCUCAGGACCUCCAGACCUCCGCAUGCAGCACCUGCGCCAGAUCCAGGCCAACCACGAGACGCUGCUGAAGGAGGCGCAGGCGCUGCGGGACGGGCCGGCCCUGGGAGGGGACGAAGGAGCCGCCGCAGCCCAGAAGCUGCUGCACAUCUACGGGCAGCUGCGUGACCCCAGCCUCGUGCUGCUGUGAGCGGGGCUGGGGGCGGCCAGGGCGGCCCGGGGACCCCCAGCCCCGCCGGCCGGGGUGGGGGAUGCCCACGGGGCCAGCAGCGGGCAGAGCCCCUACCACAGGAGGAGAAGGAGGAGGCGGGAGGGCUGGUGCGGGGCAGCGCCGGCCCGGCUGGGGGGGUGUGUGUGUGUGUGUGUGUCGGGGUGGGUGUUUCGUGGUCGUGUUGUCGGCAGCACCGGAGGGUCGCGGGGCUCCGGUGGCAGAGCGGGGGCUGCAGGGCUGGGCUGGCCCGACCCGACCCGGCCCCGCCGCCCCCCCGGUCCCGGAGCCGUUGGUGUCUCGUGGAUUGUUGUAGCCAUGGUAGUUUAGGGCUGUGCCGGUGGCCGCCGAGCCGUGCCGAGCCGAGCCGUGCCGGCUGCGGGCUGUGCCCCCCCGGGCCGCCUUGCCUUUCAGGAUCAGGACAAACAGGGUGCUGUGCCAGGGUGCUCAGCGGGCGCCCGCCCCGGGGGAGCCCCGUUUUCUGCUGGGCAGGGGAGGGGGGUUUUCGCUCCCCCGUUGUUUCUAUACUCGAUCCCGUGUUUCCGUGGCGGGGCCGCGGGGUUUGGCCCCUCCCCGCACCGCCCCCGUCUCUGUAAUUCUGUCGUCUGCCAUGAAAACGAUCGUGCCGCUCA